UUAUAUUCUCGUCUGAAUUUGUCUAUCUCGAUUAUCUUGUCUGUUUUUUAUCUUUCUGAACCUAGAAUCGCUAGGCACUUUUAACGAGUCUACGUGUCAGAUCACUUGCUGCACCGCUUGUCACCUCGAGAACCGCUCUCUAUAUAAUCCCACUCGUAUCGAGUCCUUUCUUCAUCACACCCACAACGCAGUUCGUUAAUAGCAUGCAAAAAAUGGCCUCGCCUUCUUCACUUUCAAAGGCUGUUUUGACUUUGGCUUGCGUUGUGCUCCUUAUUGGCGGCACGAGUGCUCAACUUUCGAUUUCCUAUUACGCAGAAAGUUGCCCCAAACUCUUCCCGACGGUGAAGUCGAUCGUGCAAGAAGCGAUUGCCGAAGAGGCCCGUAUGGGCGCCUCGCUCCUCCGCUUGUUCUUCCACGAUUGCUUCGUCAACGGUUGCGACGGAUCGAACCUCUUGGACGACACGCCUACUUUCACCGGAGAGAAGAACGCAAUCCCAAACAAAAAUUCCUUGCGAGGGUUCGAUGUGGUGGACAAGAUUAAGUCCGCCGUGGAGGAAGUGUGCCCCGGCAUCGUCUCGUGUGCUGAUCUGCUGGCGAUUAUCUCCAGAGACUCCGUUGAGAUACUGGGAGGGCCAGGGUGGGAUGUGAAGCUGGGAAGGAGAGAUGCGACAACUACGAGCCAGGCAGCAGCUAACAAUAACCUUGCUCCUCCAACUGAUAACCUCAACGCUCUCAUUUCCAACUUCCAGAAUCACGGCCUUUGUCUAAAGGAUCUCGUCGCUCUAUACGGAGCGCACACAGUUGGGCAAGCGAGAUGCAUUAACUUCCGGGCCAGGAUCUACAACGAGAGCAACAUCGACAGCUCAUUUGCCCAUGUGAUGCAGAGCAACUGCCCAAGCGUCACCGGCAACGGCGACAACAACACGGACGGGCUCGACUAUCAGAGCGCUACAUCGUUCGACAACACCUACUUCCUCAACCUCAUGAAGAAAAGAGGCCUCCUCCACUCCGACCAACAGCUCUUCAACGGCGCCGGGUACACCGACUCCCUCGUCAGGACUUACGCCAAAAGCCAAGACACCUUCUUCAAGGACUUUGCGGCCGCCAUGAUCAAUAUGGGCGACAUGAAGCCCCUCACCGGAUCCAACGGUCAGAUCAGGAAGAACUGUAGGAGGGUUAAUAAUUAUUGA
This is a messenger RNA of Syzygium oleosum, 1190 nucleotides long. Its product is annotated as peroxidase P7-like. Bases 204 to 1190 code for a protein of 328 amino acids. The transcript is spliced from 4 exons. The record is from RefSeq and is a predicted model, not a curated record. Lineage: Eukaryota; Viridiplantae; Streptophyta; Magnoliopsida; Myrtales; Myrtaceae. Gene Ontology annotation, molecular function: heme binding; peroxidase activity. Gene Ontology annotation, biological process: response to oxidative stress; hydrogen peroxide catabolic process.